Messenger RNA from Aureococcus anophagefferens, 195 nucleotides. RefSeq lists its product as hypothetical. The annotation marks the transcript as partial. NCBI's taxonomy places the organism in Eukaryota, Pelagophyceae, Pelagomonadales, Pelagomonadaceae. The record is from RefSeq and is a predicted model, not a curated record. The transcript has a single exon.
CCGACGCCGUCGCCGACGCCGGGACCGACGCCGGGACCGACGCCUUCGCCCUCGCGCGCUCCCACGAGCUCGCCGUCCCGCGCGCCGACGGGCUCACCCUCCGGCGCGCCGACGGCCUCGCCAUCUAGUGCGCCCUCCGGCGCGCCGACGGGCUCACCCUCCGGCGCGCCGACGGCCUCGCCGUCCAGCGCGCCG